Molecule: messenger RNA, 3280 nt
Organism: Nothobranchius furzeri (turquoise killifish)
Lineage: Eukaryota; Metazoa; Chordata; Actinopteri; Cyprinodontiformes; Nothobranchiidae
Gene: pomt2
Product: protein-O-mannosyltransferase 2
Biological process (GO): protein O-linked glycosylation via mannose
Cellular component (GO): membrane; endoplasmic reticulum
Molecular function (GO): dolichyl-phosphate-mannose-protein mannosyltransferase activity
Source: RefSeq, a predicted model, not a curated record
UGUUAGAAUUAAGUAUGCCUUAAAAUAAAGAUAAAAAAACUGAUUUGAGCUUUAAACCGGGGAGAAGAUCAGGACAUUUUUAAAAUUGACCCUUUGGAGUUUCCGUACUGGAUUAUGGCGUCCCUGAGGGAACAGUUUUUAUCCAUCUCGCGACAUCGCGCCCACAUCGUGUUCUCCGCUUGUUUGAAAUUAAAAUACAUUUCCCAGAAGACAACGCGAUCUAUACAGAAGAAAUACAAGUUAUUUUGCGGUACUGAGCUGCUAAAUACGAACAGGAACUUCAUGUAGAUAAACUAACGGUCAUUAUAACCUUUAGAGACCAUUAGCCCUAGCUAGCAUCGAAAAUGUUGAAGUGGUCAAAUGGAUAUUUACAUAGAAACAUAGCAAAUCCCUUUCAUUUGAAAGAAUAAUUUUUGAAAUUUCUGCGACGUCAGAAGUAUGUCUGUGGGGUGAAACAAGUAUUUGUUUUAACACCUUGUGAAAACGAAGUGAACCCUGGUUUAAUUUGUUUAGUAUCUUUGUUACACAAUGUUAGCUUUAGCAACACAGCACCACAACAUCAUUAACUUCUCGUUGUUAGUAAAUGAUUGAAUAUAAUCCACAAAACUAUCAGGAUUAAUUUUAUUGAGGGGAGGUCUGAUUAUCUAAAUAUUGCAUCUCGUAAUGGCAAAAGAAGAAUGCCUUUCUCAGAGGAUCAAAUUAAGAGACACUUACACGCUUCGAAACAGGAAAAUCUACCAAUCAUCAGAACAAAUCGAACAAUCUACAGGGUCAAAGGGCAAAAAGAGUCAAACAACGUUGUCAAAAGAUAAAAAUCAGUUCUCCAACGGGUCAACUGCUCCAUUUCCAACCAGAGGAAGUGGUGGCUUCCCUAGAAAAGUGGUGCUGAUGCUGGUGGUGGGGCUGUCUUUCGCCACUCGCCUCUACAAAAUAACAGAGCCUUCUCAUGUGUGCUGGGAUGAAACUCACUUUGGAAAAAUGGGAAGCUACUACAUCAACAGAACACUCUUUUUUGAUGUGCAUCCUCCUCUUGGAAAAAUGCUGAUUGGACUUGCUGGUUAUAUGACUGGCUAUGAUGGCACCUUUCCUUUCCUAAAACCUGGAGACAAAUAUGAGCACCACGUUUACUGGGGGAUGAGAGGAUUUUGUGCUGUUCUGGGGUCGUUUCUCCCAGUCUUUGCCUACCACAUCGUUCUGGAGCUGUCUCAGUCUCACAAUGCUGCUCUCAUCACUGCUACCUUGCUAAUAUUUGACACUGGCUGCAUCACCAUCUCUCAGUACAUCCUACUCGAUCCCAUACUUAUGUUCUUCAUCAUGGCAGCUGUGCUGAGCAUGGUGAAGUUCAGCCAGCAGAGAUGCAGACCUUUUACUGCCCCCUGGUGGCUGUGGCUCCUGCUGUGUGGGGUUAGUCUUGCUGGGGCUCUUGGGGUGAAGUUCGUGGGUCUGUUUGUCAUCCUUCUGGUUGGGCUAAACACAAUCUGGGACCUCUGGAGACUUUUGGGAGAUGUGAAUCUUUCCCUGAUGGAUGUUGCAAAGCACUUCCUGGCCCGGGUUGUUGGACUCAUCCUGCUUCCUCUCAUCCUUUAUGUUACAAUAUUUGCGGUUCACUUUGCUGUGUUAAACAAAAGUGGACCAGGUGAUGGUUUUUUUAGCUCCGCCUUCCAGUCUCGUCUAAUCGGAAACAACCUGCACAACGCGUCCAUGCCUGAGUACCUGGCGUACGGUUCCGUCGUCACAGUGAAAAAUCUCCGUAUAGCAGGAGGUUAUUUACAUUCCCACUGGCAUUUAUAUCCAGAAGGAGUCGGAGUGAAGCAGCAGCAGGUCACGGCUUACCUCCAUAAGGACUAUAACAACUUGUGGCUGGUUCACAAACAGGAUUAUAAUGACUCUCAGUCUGGGACUCCUGAUCUGGUUCGUCAUGGUGACGUCAUCCGACUGGAGCACAAAGAAACAACCCGUAACCUCCACAGUCACCAUCAUCAGGCUCCUCUGACCAAGAAACACUUCCAGGUCACAGGCUAUGGAAUUAAUGGAACAGGGGACGCUAACGACCUGUGGCAGGUGGAGGUGUGUGGAGGUCGGAAAGGUGACCUGGUGAAAGUGCUGCGAAGUAAAGUUCGUUUUCUGCACAAAGCUACCGGCUGUGUGCUCUUCUCCUCUGGGAAGACCCUUCCAAAGUGGGGCUGGGAGCAGGUGGAAGUAACCUGCAGCCCCUACCUGAAGGAGACUCCAAGCUCUCAGUGGAACAUUGAGGAUCAUAUUAAUCCCAAAUUGCCCAACAUCAGUCUGUCUGUGCUGAAGCCCAGUUUCCUAGAAGUCCUGCUGGAGUCACAUAUAGUAAUGAUAAAGGGUAAUAGUGGUUUGAAACCCAAAGACAAUGAAAUGAACUCUAAACCGUGGCACUGGCCAGUUAACUACCAGGGACUGAGGUUUUCAGGAGUUAAUGAUACAGAGUACCGUGUUUACCUGCUGGGAAACCCUGUGGUUUGGUGGAUAAAUCUGGCCAGUUUAGGGCUGUAUCUCACCAUGGUGGCGGUGGCGUCUACAGCCAUUCAAAGGGGGUUGCCUCUGGGACAAAAAAGGAUCGAGCAUUCAUGUGUGCUCACGAGGGGAGGGGGUCUCCUGCUCCUGGGCUGGCUGCUGCACUACGUCCCCUUCUUCACUAUGAGCCGAGUCCUCUACUAUCACCACUACUUCCCUGCAAUGCUCUUCAGCAGCAUGUUGACAGGAGUUACAGUAGACAUCUUUUUAAGAAGUGCCGAUCUGCUGCUUCGACCUCCUUAUUCUGACUGGCUGCAGCGAGGCGCGCUGAUGGUGCUCCUGUUUAGUCUUCUCUACAGCUUCUACCUGUUCCAUCCGCUCUCCUAUGGCAUGACUGGUCCUCUAGCGCAUGAGGCGGGCGGCGCCAUGUCUGGCCUAAAGUGGAUGGACUCCUGGGAGUUCUGAUCAUGAUCAUGACUCCGAUGUUGAGUUGUUUACUCAUUUUCAGCAGUUUUUAGAUUUUGAAUGUUAACGGUGGUAUAGUUUUGUAAAGGUACUGUCUGCAUUUUAAGUAUUUGUGUCACAGCAUUGCAUAAUGAAGCAUGCUUUAAAAGACUACUGUGAACCAUCAAAAGGUAAAUUGUGGAGUAUGAUAAUAAAAAAGAGAAUAAAUAUCUGACAAGAUGCCUUAAGUCACUGAACAACAUCUGUUUUUUUUUAAGAGUGAGAAUACCUGGAAUGUAUUUGUAAGAAUAAAUUUAGGAAUCAUUCAUGUAAUUAAAGACUUAUUUUCUGUGAA